UAUUUUUUAUAAAUAAUUUGACUUCAUCAAUAAAGUGAGCAGAUCAUUUGUAAAUUUUUAAAAAUUAGUAUAACCACUCCUACCUCACCAGUCACCACCGUAAGCGAAAUUAACUUAUUAUAUUUUAUUCUCGAUCUCCUUGUACUACCACGACGCCGUCCAUUCCUUUGUACUAUCCCCAACGACUUGUGAGUUGUACCAUUCAUACUUACGCCAUUCAUGCCCCAACAGCAAAGUCAAAGAACCCAAUUUUCCAAUUCCCUUCUGCAAUUUCCCUCGGCAGCCCUUUUGACUCCCAGCUCACAAAUUCCCCCACUCACCAACUCUCUUCUAUAUAGCAGUCCCUACAAACCACCGGAAAUUCUCGCCCAGAGCUAAAUUCCCAAUCCUCCCACUCUGUAAAAAUGGCGAGACUCUGUCUCACCAUCUUCCUAAUCACAAUCUCCCUCUCGACCCUCCCCAAUUCUCGAUCCCAGCCAUCCCCAGCUUCCCAACCUGCGGUCAACUGGGCGACCCGGCUCGACUCCUCUGGCUCCGACACCGUCACCAACCUCCAGUUCUACUUCCACGACAUCGUCAGCGGGAGCAACCCGACUGCCGUCCAGGUCGCUUCGGCGGCCGGGUCCGGAUCCGGGUUCGGGUCCAUCACGAUGGCCGACGACGCGCUGACCGAGACGGCCGACCCGAACUCCAAGCUGAUCGGGCGGGCCCAGGGGAUCUACGCCCAGGCUUCCCAGACCGGGCUCGCCCUGCUGAUGGCCCUCAGCUACUCGUUCACCGAUGGGCCCUACAGCGGGAGCUCGCUCAGCAUAAUGGGCCGGAACGCGGUCAUGACCCAGGGCCGGGAGCUGCCCGUUUUGGGCGGGACCGGUUUGUUCAGGAUGGCGCGUGGGUACGCGGUCCUCCAAACGACUUCCGGCAACGCGCAGGGGGACGCCGUGGUGUUUUAUAACGUCACGGUUUUUGCUCCGGCGGGGAAUGAGAGUAAUGAGGUGCUGCCUUUUACUCCGGUGGGCGGGAGCGGCGGUGGGAGGGGCGGGACCGGAGGUACUAGGUCGACGAACACGGUGAAUUCGUCGCCGGCGGGGAGAGUGGCGGGGAGUCGCUGGAUUGGUGGGGCCAUGAUUGCUGCUGUUGCUUGUUUAUUUUGUGUGUAAACAAUAAUUAAUGAUGAUGGGAGGCCAUUGUUAAUUGUUGUUGUUAGUGUAUCUUUUUGUGGACAUAAUUAUUGUAUCUAGAAUUUUACCUUUCAGUGAGGUGCUUUGAUGCAUUAUAUUAUAUAGGUUAGGCUUAAUUACCUUCCACUUAUAUCCUGUCUUAUCAUUUUCCCUCUGGGUUGUCCAUUUUGUCCUUUUGCCCCUUUCCUUCGAUACAUUAUCAUUUUAUUGUUACUUUAGUUAUUGUUAUGAUUAAUAAGAGAUGGCAGUGACAUAUUGUUUUCAAUUCUAUACAUAGCAUUGUUGCCCAAUUUCAAUUCAACUUUGUAUGAUUCGUAAGAAGACAACUCUUGAACGAAUAAAUACUUGGUCUAGUG
Messenger RNA from Linum trigynum, 1534 nucleotides. The record is from the annotation of a GenBank genome assembly. Lineage: Eukaryota; Viridiplantae; Streptophyta; Magnoliopsida; Malpighiales; Linaceae.